GCAACAACCAGGUAGCCAAAAUCAAUAUAAAAAGGUGCUCAUCUCAUGCAUAUCCCUUCUCCUCGUUCCCGGCAUCAUCAUCCAAACUAACUUUCAUCUCUCCCACUAUCAUCUAAUCAACACCCUCCACAUUAUCCCUCCCAGUUCAUUACCCAGAACGUCCACAUCUAUCCAUCAAAAUGACCCCCAAAAUCUCUCCCUCCUCAUACCUCACCCCAGCAUUUGUAUCCCGCUACCACCUCGCCGAGAAACUCACUGGCGUCUUCGUGGCCCCUCUCGUCCAGCACUCUGGUAUCCUGUCUACCCCGAGUAACAAACCUAUGGCUGUCUUCGACAAUGCCUGCGGACUGGGAAUUGUAUCCAGCUAUCUGAACAGCACGCUGCCUGAGGACAUCAAGAGACAUUGGACGCUGACUUGCGGGGAUAUAACGAAGCUGAUGGUGGAGUAUACCAAGUUGCGAAUUGAGAGGGAAGGGUGGGUGAACGCUGAGGCGAAGGUCGUGGAUGCUCAACGUACGGGGCUGCCGGCGGAUAAGUAUACGCAUGUGUUGACGGCUUUUGGUGAGUGGUAUAAUCUAUGUGCUUUUAUGAUGAUACCUGAUGCGAGGGCUGCGAUGAGAGAAUGCUUCCGUAUCCUCCAGUCCGGGGGUGUACUUGCGACUUCGACGUGGAGGACUUCUUCGUGGCUCGUCAUCAUGAAAGAAGCCAUCGAAACCACUCCCUGGAACGUCAAGUUCCCCACCAUGAAAGAGUUCCUGGCCUUGCAUAACGAAGGCUGGGACGACGAGUCUUUCGUGAAAGCUCGGUUCGAAGAGGAAGGGUUCGAAGAUGUGGAAGUCACUGCUGUGCAGAGGGAGACCUCAUUGACUAUAUCCGAAUUCAUGGAGGUCGGUGGAGGAAUGAUCCCCAUUGUGACCGGUGCCUUUUGGACACCCGAGCAGCGGGAGAAGUAUGAGGCGAAGGCACCGGUGGUGAUCAGGGAGUAUCUGGAGGAGAAGUUUGGAGCUGAUGGGGUGAUUAGGAUGGAGCCGGUGGCUGUUCUUGCGGUGGGGAGAAAGCCCUAGUUGAUAAUUGGACCGGAUGAAUUGGGCUGCUGAGAGUAGCUUUGAGGCUGUUAUUGACUCAUCUGUGAGUAUAAAUGGAAAUGGUCUGUUUUACGUGUUUAUCAACUAGUUUGGAAGCA
Messenger RNA from Aspergillus welwitschiae, 1183 nucleotides. RefSeq names its product gliotoxin thiomethyltransferase (gene gtmA). NCBI's taxonomy places the organism in Eukaryota, Fungi, Ascomycota, Eurotiomycetes, Eurotiales, Aspergillaceae. Gene Ontology annotation, molecular function: methyltransferase activity. The record is from RefSeq and is a predicted model, not a curated record. The transcript is spliced from 4 exons. Bases 180 to 1064 code for a protein of 294 amino acids.